AUGAACAGUGCAUCUGCUUCUGCGUCGCAACAAGCGACUCCGGGGUCGUCAAGCGCACGCGAAGAUUCCACCAUCGUCGGACUUCACUACCGGAUCGGCAAGAAGAUCGGUGAAGGGUCCUUUGGUGUUUUAUUCGAAGGUACCAACAUGAUCAACGGCGUGCCCGUUGCAAUUAAGUUCGAGCCUCGCAAGUCCGAGGCACCACAGCUGAAGGACGAGUACAGAACUUACAAGAUUCUUGCUGGAACCCCCGGCGUGCCCCAGGCAUACUAUUUUGGGCAAGAAGGCUUGCACAACAUUUUAGUGAUCGAUCUGCUGGGCCCAUCUCUAGAAGACCUGUUUGACUGGUGUGGACGCCGGUUUUCGGUCAAAACCGUGGUGCAAGUCGCCGUUCAAAUGAUCACGCUAAUCGAAGACCUUCACGCUCAUGAUCUUAUCUACCGUGAUAUAAAGCCCGACAACUUCUUGAUUGGCAGGCCCGGUCAGCCAGACGAAAACAAAGUGCACUUGAUCGAUUUCGGUAUGGCCAAACAAUACCGUGAUCCCAAGACUAAGCAACACAUUCCAUACCGUGAAAAAAAAUCCUUAAGUGGUACCGCGCGUUACAUGUCCAUCAACACUCACUUGGGAAGAGAGCAAUCUCGUCGUGAUGAUAUGGAAGCGUUGGGUCACGUCUUUUUCUACUUCCUCAGGGGACAAUUGCCAUGGCAAGGUUUGAAGGCCCCCAACAACAAGCAAAAAUACGAGAAAAUUGGGGAGAAAAAGCGUCUCACAAAUGUUUAUGAUUUGGCUCAGGGACUUCCAAUACAGUUUGGUCGUUACUUAGAGAUUGUCAGAAACUUGGCAUUCGAAGAGACUCCUGAUUACGAGGGUUACAGAAAACUGCUACUGUCCGUUUUAGACGACUUGGGCACUGACGCUGAUGGUGAAUACGAUUGGAUGAAGCUAAACGGUGGCCGUGGCUGGGAUUUGAAUAUCAACAAGAAGCCCAAUUUACACGGUUACGGACAUCCUAAUCCUCCAAAUGAAAAGGGCAGAAGGCACAGAAACAAGUACGGUCAACAAGCUGCAGAUGCUCAGCAACAAUUGCGUUAUCAACAGCAACAACAACAAUUGCAACAACAGCAACAAUUGCAACAACAGCAGCAACAGCAGCAACUACAGCAACAGCAACAGCAACAACAACAGCAUAGGCUCGACCCAACUUCUUACGAGGCUUAUCAGCAGCAAACACAACAGAAGUACGCACAGCAACAACAAAAGAUCCAACAGCAACAGCAGCAUCACCGCAUGCAAAACUUUUCUCAACAUGCUGCGCAACAAUCCCAGCCUUAUGGUGCUCAACAACCGCCAACUGUUAAACAACAUGUACAGACUUCGGGCAACGGCAACGCUGCUCUCGCAGAUGGUCACUCUGUGUCCUCCGGAAAAGGUUUCUUCAGUAAGAUGGGCUGUUGUUAA
This is a messenger RNA of Lachancea fermentati, 1461 nucleotides long. The record is from the annotation of a GenBank genome assembly. Lineage: Eukaryota; Fungi; Ascomycota; Saccharomycetes; Saccharomycetales; Saccharomycetaceae.